Messenger RNA from Strongyloides ratti, 1650 nucleotides. Its product is annotated as 7TM GPCR, serpentine receptor class v (Srv) family-containing protein. The record is from RefSeq and is a predicted model, not a curated record. The coding region runs from base 1 to 1650 and encodes 549 amino acids. The transcript is spliced from 3 exons. NCBI's taxonomy places the organism in Eukaryota, Metazoa, Nematoda, Chromadorea, Rhabditida, Strongyloididae.
AUGAAAUCAUUUUAUAUAUCAUAUUUUAUUGCUUAUGGAAUUGAUGUUAUUGAAAUUUUUAAAACAAAAAUAUUUUUUUCAUUUCCAUCAUAUGGAUGGUUUAUAUCUAUUUUAAGUAGUACUGUAGCAUCUUACACUCUUCCUAUAUUAAGUUAUGUAUGUACACAUGCUUCAGCAUUAGAUAGUGUAUGUUUGGCACUUCAUACAUCUAUUGCAAUAACUUUUCCAAUUUUUUACAAAAUUAAAUGGUCAAAAUGGACAAUUAAAGUUAAUUUAAUUUUACAAUUAUUUUUACCAAUUUGUGUUUUUAGUUAUGAAUUUGGUAAAAAAGCAAAACUUAAAUAUUAUAAUGGAACAAAUGAAUAUGCUUAUUCAAUGGAAGAUCCUUAUAUAUCACGUUUAAAUAAUACUAUUGCUCCUAUCUUUAGUACUUUAAUAUUAUUUUCAAAUAUUUUUUUAAAUUUAUAUAAUUUUUAUAAAAUUAUUUUUUCAAAUAAAAAAAAUAAUGGAAAAGUAAAAAAUAAUCAUUGGAUUGAUUUAUUAAUUUAUUCUUCAAUUUCAACUAUUGGUAUUUCAACAAUUACCACAAGAUAUUGGAUAAAAUUUAUUGGUGUUUAUAAAAAUAGUUCUUCAAUUAAAAAUUUUGGACAAUCAUUAGGUGUAUGGACAUCAACAAUUGAAUCAUGUAGUAAACCAUAUUUAUUAAUGUUAUCAAAUAAAAAAUUACGUGAUAAAUUUUUAAGAUUUUUAAUUUUUAAAAAUACAACUUUAGAAUUAUCGUCAAAUGCCACUAUUAACGAUGGAACAAAUGCUUUUUAUAAAACUUAUAUUAUUGGAUUUUUUGGAAAUGUUCUUGAAAUUUUAAAAACAAAAAUAUUUUACUUUAUACCUUCUUUUGGAUGGUUUAUAAAUUUUUAUCAAUAUAAUCCUAUACCACUUUAUACAUUACCAGUACUAGGAUAUACUUGUACUUUUAUAUCAAUUCUUGGUAUUUUUUGUCUAAGUAUUAAUAGAACUAUUGCAAUUUUAUAUCCUAUGUUUUAUCGUAUAAAAUGGUCAAGCAAAAUUAUUUAUAUCACAAUAUUUAUUCAAUUUUUUACACCAUUUAUAAUAUUCUCAUAUGAAUAUGGUAGACAAGUUGAAUUAAAAUAUGAUAAUGCAACUCAAAUAUAUGUUUAUUCAAUGAAAGAACCUGAAAUAUCUAAAAUAAAUAAUAUAGUAUCCUCUGGUUUAUCAGCUAUUAUAUUAAUUAUUCAAAUAUUUUCAUGUUAUAUUAGUUUAUCAAAUUCAAUAAAAAUUGAAAGAAAGAAUAAUUAUAAUUUAUCAUUAACAAUAUAUUGUUGUUGUGGAACAAUUGCAAUAUUCAUCGUUUCUCUUCGAUUUUGGAUAAAAUUAUUUGCUGUAUAUACAAAACAUAAAGUAAUUAGAAAUUUAGCUCAAUCAUUUGGUACAUAUAGUUCAACAAUUUCAACAACAUGUCAACCAUAUUUACUACUUAUAUCAAGUAAAAAAUUAAGAAAUGAAUUUUUAAAUUUUAUUUGUUUUUCUCUCUUUCAAAUUAAAAAAAAUGUUAUUAUAACAGAAACAGCAAAAUCACCAAUAACAACAUAUUUUAGUAAAUUUAAUAAAAAAAAAGUUGAAGUUUAUUAA